AUGAGAUUUUUGACUGCGAAGAGAUUUGUUCACCGGAAUCUUCUGGUUAAAGGUAAUCCUGGAACUGCUUCUCCCUCGUCUUCCAUUUGUUGCUGGGUACGAGCUUUUUCUGGUUACAGAGAGAAGAUUAGAGAUGGGUUUCUUCAUGAUAUUAAGUUAGAUGAUGCUAUGGGUCUGUUCAGUGAAAUGGUAAAGUGUCGUCCUUUGCCUUCCAUUAUUGAUUUUAAUAAACUGUUGAGUGCAAUUGCGAAGAUGAAGAAGUAUGAUGUUGUCAUCUCUCUGGGCGAGAAGAUGAAAAUGAUGGGAAUUUCACAUAAUCUCUAUACUUUUAGUAUUUUGAUCAACUGUUUCUGUCGCCGCUCUCAACUCUCUCUUGCUUUAGCUCUUCUUGGGAAGAUGAUGAAACUCGGCUAUGAKCCYGAUAUWGUCACGCUUUCUUCGCUUCUCAAUGGAUAUUGCCAUGGGAAUAGGAUUUCGGAUGCAGUAUCUCUGGUUGAUCAAAUGGUUGAACUGGGAUGUAMACCUAAUACCGUCACAUUCAACACUCUGAUCCAUGGACUUUUUCUCAACAACAAAGCUUCAGAAGCGGUGGCUYURGUUGAWCRRAUGGUCGUGAAAGGCUGUCAACCGAGUUUAGUUACKUAUGGUGUGGUAAUAAAYGGAAUAUGUAAGAGAGGUGAUACUGAUUUGGCUUUGAAUCUGCUCAAGAAGAUGGAUGAAAGGCAAAUUGUGGCUGAUGCUGUGAUCUACAACACAAUAAUUGAUGGUCUUUGCAAAUACAAGAAUGUAGAGAUUGCACUUGACCUAUUCAACGAAAUGGAGAACAAAGGAGUUARACCGGAUGUUUUCACCUACAAUUCCCUCAUAAGUUGCCUUUGUAAAUAUGGAAGAUGGGCURAAUCAGCUCGACUACUAAGCGAUAUGAUUGAGAGGAAGAUCAACCCCAAUGUAGUUACGUUCAAUGCAUUGAUCGAUGCAUUUGCGAAAGAGGGAAAGCUUUUGGAGGCUGAAAGUUUGUACGAGGAGAUGAUCCGCAGGUCUGUAGAUCCUGAUAUUUUCACUUACAAUUCUCUUAUAAAUGGGUUUUGCAUGCUUGACCGCCUUGAUGAGGCCAAGGAUAUGUUUGAUUUGAUGGUUAGAAAAGGUUGUUGCCCAAACGUAGUGACAUAUAGUACUCUUAUCAAUGGAUUUUGCAAUUCUAAGAAAGUAGAGGAUGCCAUGAAACUCUUUCGUGAGAUGUCUCAACGAGGAUUUGUUGGCAAUACAAUCACUUACACCACUCUAAUCCAAGGGUUUUUUCAAGUUGGAGAUUGUGAGAAUGCCCAACAAGUUUUCAAACAAAUGGUUUCUGAUGGUGUGCCUCCCAAUAUYAKGACAUACAACAUUUUGUURGAUGGUCUUUGCAAUAACGGGAAGCUAGAGAAAGCAUUGGUGGUAUUCCAGGAUUUGCAAAAGAGUGGAAUUGAACUUAAUAUUGUCACAUAUAAUACUAUGAUCGAUGGGAUGUGUAAGGCUGGGAAGGUUGAAGAUGGGUGGGAUUUAUUUCGUAGCCUCAGCCUCAAAGGAGUGAUGCCUGAUGUUGUAACAUACAAUACAAUGAUCUCAGGAAUAUGCAGGAAAGGCUUGAUGGAAGAAGCGAACGACUUGUUUAGAAAAAUGAAAGAAGAUGGGCCUCUCCCAGACAGCGGUACCUAUAAUACGCUGAUUAGGGCACGACUUAGAGGUGGUGACAAAGCAGCAUCGGUUAAACUCAUCAAAGAAAUGAGGRGUUUCRGAUUCUGUGGAGAUGCUUCGACAAUAAGCAUGGUCUUUAAUAUGUUAAAGGAUGGGAGAUUGGACAAAAGCUUUCUCGAUAUGCUUUAA
This is a messenger RNA of Arabis nemorensis, 1863 nucleotides long. The record is from the annotation of a GenBank genome assembly. Lineage: Eukaryota; Viridiplantae; Streptophyta; Magnoliopsida; Brassicales; Brassicaceae.